Messenger RNA from Saccoglossus kowalevskii, 363 nucleotides. RefSeq lists its product as uncharacterized. NCBI's taxonomy places the organism in Eukaryota, Metazoa, Hemichordata, Enteropneusta, Harrimaniidae. The record is from RefSeq and is a predicted model, not a curated record.
AUGACAGAAUACUGUGGCUUGGAAGAGGCUAGAGUGACAGAAUACUGUGACUUGGAAGAGGCUAGAGUGACAGAAUACUGUGACUUGGAAGAGGCUGGGGUGACAGUAUACUGUGGCUUGGAAGAGGCUAGGGUGACAGAAUACGGUGGCUUAGAAGAGGCUAGGGUGACAGAAUACUGUGGCUUGGAAGAGGCUAGAGUGACAGAAUAUUGUGGCUUGGAAGAGGCUAGAGUGACAGAAUAUUGUGGCUUGGAAGAAGCUAGGGUGACAGAAUACUGUGGCUUGGAAGAGGCUGGGGUGACAGAAUACUGUGACUUGGAAGAGGCUGGGGUAACAGAAUACUGUGGCUUGGAAGAGGCUUAG